This is a messenger RNA of Serpula lacrymans var. lacrymans S7.9, 195 nucleotides long. RefSeq lists its product as uncharacterized. The transcript has a single exon. The annotation marks the transcript as partial. The record is from RefSeq and is a predicted model, not a curated record. Lineage: Eukaryota; Fungi; Basidiomycota; Agaricomycetes; Boletales; Serpulaceae.
AUGACCAAGGGACUGUGGAGGCUCGUCUCUGGCGCUGAAAAGUGUCCUGGGACUGACACUGAAGCAAUAGAGAAAUGGGAGUUGAGAGCUGAAAAGGCUGCUGGUGCAUUUUACCUCAAUGUCACCAAAGAGCAGCGCAUCCAUCUUGAUGGCAUCAUUGAUGAUCCUGUCAAGAUCUGGGAGAAACUGGCAAUU